Leopardus geoffroyi (Geoffroy's cat) is the source of this 451-nucleotide messenger RNA. RefSeq names its product 40S ribosomal protein S7-like. Gene Ontology annotation, biological process: ribosomal small subunit biogenesis; rRNA processing; translation. Gene Ontology annotation, molecular function: structural constituent of ribosome. The transcript has a single exon. The annotation marks the transcript as partial. The record is from RefSeq and is a predicted model, not a curated record. NCBI's taxonomy places the organism in Eukaryota, Metazoa, Chordata, Mammalia, Carnivora, Felidae. Gene Ontology annotation, cellular component: 90S preribosome; small-subunit processome; cytosolic small ribosomal subunit.
AGCAAUCUGAAGUCUUUCCAGAAAAUCCAAGUCCGGGUAGGGCGUGAGCUAGAGAAAAAGUUCAGUGGGAACCACGUGGUCUUUAUUGCUCAGAGGAGAAUUCUGCCUAAGCCAACUCGAAAAAGCCGUACAAAAAAUCAGCAAAAGCGUCCCAGAAGCCGCACUUUGACCGCUGUGCACGACGCGAUCCUGGAGGACUUGGUUUUCCCAAGCGAGAUUAUGGGCAAGAGAAUCCGUGCGAAACUGGACAGCAGCCGGCUCAUAAAGGUUCACUUGGAUAAAGCACAGAACAAUGUGGAACACAAGGUGGAAACCUUCUCGGGCGUCUAUAAGAAGCUCACGGGCAAGGAUGUUAACUUUGAGUUCCCAGAGUUUCAACUGUAGACAAAAUGAUUAAAUAAAACAUUGACAGAAAAAAAAAAAAAAAAAAAAAAAAAAAGAGCUCAAACCC